CUCGGGUAAAUUAAAUUCUACAAAAUUUGUCAGAUUCCAUUUCCACGGAGCUGCAUUUUAACGCUUCAAACUCCUUUCCAACCCACAACACAAUGGUGACUUGCCCCCUGCUGUAGCGACCAGGCCAGGGGAGAGGAGGAGUUGUGGAUCCAGGAGCGGACCAUGGAGCAGUGUGAAACUGCUGUGAGCCCCAGCAUAGAUCACUCAUGGAAGGCAGCGACAAUAAUGAGGAAGGCCUGGAUCCAGAGCAGAGACUCCUGGCAGGGCCUCUCUGAGAGCCAGGACACCCAGGAUCAGGAGGGUUGCAGCGAGAAGACACUGUGUCCAGAUCCCACUAUGGAGGAGAAGACAGCCCCGGCCGAGGAGCAUGUGCCCGUCCCUAAGAAGAUUGCGAGCUGGCUCAAGGACUGCAGGACCCCUCUUGGGGCCUCUCUGGAUGAACAGAGCAGCACUCAGUCCAAGGGAGUGCUAAAGAAUGGCUGCAGCUUUGAAGACUACUUUUCUCUGGGAGCUGAGGCAAACCACCUUCAGCCCAACAGUGCCAAAGCAGAGACACCCUGCUAUGGGAUAUGUGCAAAGGACAAGAGGAGCCAGUUCCUACAGAACAGGAGUAUGAACUCAAUAGGCUCAGGGAAGAGCAGCACCAGUGUAUCCAGUGUGUCUGAGUUGUUGGACCUAUAUGAAGAGGAUCCAGAAGAGAUCCUGUAUAACCUGGGGUUUGGCCGGGAGGAGCUGGAUAUCGCCUCAAAGAUCCCCUUGCGCUUCUUUAACAGCCCCUCUUGUGCUAAGGGCAUCGAUCUCAAGAUGUACCUGGAAGCACAGCUACAACGCACAGAGAUGGAAAAACCCAACUAUGCCCUGACAAGUCGUUUCCGUCAGAUCGCGGUCCUGACCACAGUGGCCAACGAAUUAUUCCAUCUCUACUCCCAGGUGUCGGGCCAGCCCGUCCAAAAGAUCUGCAGCCUGGAUGGGGAACCCCUUACCAUCGUCACUCCUUCUCCUCCGACGAGGAACAACUCAGCCCUGAACGCAGCCAAGAUCCUAAAGAAGACCAUCACCAAGCAUAACCUGUUGGGUGGGGCAGCAGAGGAAGUCUCUCAUAGCCCCACAGCCCUGUCUACUACCACAGAGAAACAAGCAGACCAAUUGAGUCCAGGUACAGGGGACAGCGCCAUCACUACUGACUCCGGCCACAAGGGGGAGCUCAAGCAGAAGGCCUUCAUGAAGAAGGAAUCUACUUCUCCGGCGAUGUUGACUGAGGACAGCCACUCUAGAGGCAGCGCUGAAGCCCCCCUGAGCAUCAACGGACACCACGCUGGAGUGAAUGGAGACAGUCCUAAGCUAAAUGGAAAUGGCCUGGCGUUGACAGGAAGUGGAGAAAAUCACAUUUCGUUCACUGUCAGUGUUGUCCCUGAGGAGGCCCAGGAGGGUGACCUGAGCCUGUGCAGCGAGGCUGACCUGGAGAAAGAGCACCAGGAAAUCCAUCAGAAGGGCCAGAGGGCCAUCCGAUCAACCCCAGACGAGGAACCUAACUACAGCCUGAUGCACAACGCUCACAUCACCCACCACCACACGCAGGCCAAGGAUUCCUUUGAGAUGGAAGAGGUCCAGAGUAAUAAGAAUGAAGCUCUACUUGGAACUUGCAGCCCCUCUAGAGCAGGCAGUGAACAACAACUGAGAACAACCAGCCAGCAGUCAGACAGUAGUGGUUUUGCAGAGGGCCCCUCUACUGAUGGCUCAGCUAACAAUUUAAAGAUACAGGAGAGCGCUGACAGCUGUGACUGUGAGACCAUGCUGAUGUCCUAUGCUGGGGAGGUGACCACUCCUCUAGCCCUUGAACACCCUGCCUUUGAGAGGCUGCAGUUAAAGGAGGAACAGGAGGAGGAGGAUGUGCAGAUACCCUCUGUCCUACAGAAACACCUUGAGGAGGACGGGAGGGGGAGCAAGAGCCCUAUUGGGGAGGAAGAGCAGCGGCAGGAGGUGCCACAGUACACCUUCCACCAGUUACCUAAACCAGAAGAUAGAGGAGUGGCCCAAGACUCGGAGCAGGACCAGCAGCAUAGCACUGCUGAGGAAGCUGCUUCUUAUCCUGCGUCUGAGACUCCUCAGUCAACUCCUGAGACUUGCCAUACUGUUGAGUCUGAUCCUGACACGGCUACAGUGCCUGGUCCUACAGAAGACCAUGGCUCCAUCCUGACCCCUGACUGCAGCUCCUCUGGUGCCCCAGCCAGGGAGGGUGUGACUGACAGGGUGGAGAUGGAUGCCAGGCUCUCCAGCCCUAGACCCAGCUGCCCCAUCUUCAGUGCCUCACCCAGGAUUCACGGGGCCCAGCAGAGGGCCUUGUCCCCAGGCCUCCAGGGCCCCUGCAUGGAGGGGAAGGUGAGGGAUCUGUUCAGGAGAAGAGUCCCCCUGCCGAGGUCCCGAUCUCUGCCUACCUCCCUCAGCCCCUCCUGUGCGGUCUCCUCUGUCAGGAUCCAGUUUGGCCAGGGGACAGUCAGGCACUGCACUCGGACGGUCUUUUCCUACCGAUACACCCCAGAAGUGGAGGAGGAGGUGCAGGUGGAGGAGGAGGUGCAGGUGGAGGAGGAGCAGGUGGAGCUGGAGGUGGGGUCCAUUGUGGAAGAGGAGGUUCCAGAGGAGGAGUUUCAGAGCAGAGGCAGCUUUUGCUCUAUCUUAAUUAUCAACAGAGAGGCCGAGCCAUCUCAUGGCCCCGGGCUACAGAGAGAUGGGGAGCUGAGAAAGCUUCAAGGCAGAGUUCCCCUCCCCCUCGCCAUCCCCCGCCACCUGACCCUCUCAACCCUCUCACUGCACAGCCACAGCCCCCCUCCUGAGUGGGGAGAGAGACCUCUGGUGGAGCACCACCGUACCUGGAGCACCUGUAGCGUACCUAACCUUACCCAACGUAACCUGGCACAGCAUAACCACCCUAACCUGAACCACUUCAAUAACCCUAACCUCACUCAGCACAGCAACCCUAACUUAAACCUCACUCAGCACAGCAACCCUAACUUAAACCUCACUCAGCACAGCAACCCUAACUUAAACCUCACCCAGCACAGCAACCCUAACUUAAACCUCACUCAGCACAGCAACCCUAACUUAAACCUCAACCAGCACAGCAACCCAGAUUUCAACCUCACCCAGCACAGCAAACCUAACCUGGCGCACUUCAAUUACCCUAACCUCACCCAACACAGCAACCCUAACUCUACCCUCACACAACACAACCUAGCCCAACACAAUAACCCCAACCUGCCACAGCACACAGUCCCCAACUUACCCCAUCAUAUGGCCCCUAACCAUCCUUACCAGAGUCCUCCUUACACUAACAACAUGGGCAGCACCCUUCCACACAACUUCCCGCACAGCACACACUACCCCUUUUCCCCGUACAGCUCCCCCUAUAAUACCCCGCCCCAUAGCGACCCUUUCAGUUCACCUUACUAUAACUACCACGGUAACCCAUAUAGUGGGUCCUACAGCUACCUUCAUAGCAACAAUCAUUAUACUGCCCAUAGCUCUUACUCUAACCCAUCACACACACCUUCCAAACUGCCUCCACAUAUCUCUACUGCCCCCUAUGGAGAACCAUACAGUACUCCAUUCCCUGGCCACCAUCAUCUGUUUCCUUACCCCCAUGGAGUUGACCCUAUGGGGGCAGCCCCUAAUUCCCACCUUCCACCAGCCCUGUCUACCACUGAGAUGCAGCUCAGACGGGUCCUUCAUGACAUCAGAGGAAGUGUACAGAACUUGGCUCAGAAUUCAUCAGAUUGCAGAGCAGACGUUUUCAAUCGUCAGAGAUCUGCCCAGCCACUGUUUGAGACCUCUCUCCAGAAGGAGCUGCAGGCUAAGAGGAGGAGUCUGAGUGUGUUCCGGACACAGAUGAUGGAUCUGGAAGUAUCCCUGAUGAAACAACAGGCGUUAGUCUACCAGCACCUCAGUCACGACGAGAGGCAGGAGGCGGAGCAGCUGCAGGGCCUGCGGUCAGCAGUGAGACAAGAGCUGAAGGAACUAGAGCUCCAGCUAGAGGAUCGGCUGCUGACCUUGAACGAACAGCUCCGCUCUGCCAGCCACCACAGUCUCUACCGCCACCGCAUGAGCGGUCACAGCAUGUACAGCCUGUCUAACAGUUCUGUUCUGAGAGCUAUGGAGCCGAUGUUGAACCUGCUGAUGGAACCGCUGUACCUGCAGACAGAGCUGGGCUACGAGGGAGGGGCAGAGAGCAGACCAAGCAUGGCACCCACUCCGUGCUCAGGCCGCUCCUCCAGAUCAGCCAGUCCAAUGAGGUCCUCCGGAUGUCACCCAGACCCCUCCCACACCCCAGAGCUGCCCCUCCCUGGUCCCCAGAAGACAGAGGUGUAUCGAGCCUCCAUCUCCCUCACCCCAGCCCCCCCUCCACGGCCUGGUGCCUCCACAGGGUUCUCCCAGGGCCAGAUCAAUCCUCUAGAGGCCCAGGACCAUGCCAUAGACCAGGCACUGACAGGAGAGCAACAUUCAGAGGAUCGAGCGCAAAGAGAGGAAGAGGGCAGAAGAGGAAGAGGGGCAGCUGUAGACCCUCACCUGCUAGAGGAGAGGGGUAGGGAGGGAGGAAGAGGAGGAAGAUUAGUUGUAGGAAGGGCAAACAACCCCCAGCUACAGCAGCUCAUCAAGGAGAUCAAAGAGAGCCUUGCUGAUGAGAUCCGACAGGAGAUAGCCAGUGAGCUCCUGGCGGCCGUAUCUCCACGACGAUCACCUGUGUUGGCCAGAGAAUACCCCCUGUUAGACUGUUGACAGGUCCUACAUCUGAGUUGAAGAUAACCACUGGUAAAGUCUACCCAUUCUACUCAACCUGAACACUGGUGAAGCCAUACACUGAACAGCCCAACAACCUUUUUACCACUGUUUCUACUAUUUCCAGAGAGUCUGAUGAUGGCAGAUACCUUAACACUGUGUUUUCAACCAUAUAGGUAGUUUUUUUUAUUUCAAUGGUUUCUUCUCCUCGGUAGUCUGCUGACUGACAGAUACUCUGGGGCCUCAUUUAUAACCGUUGCGUAAAUUCCACACUAAAUAUCUGAAUAUCUGCAUGUGCCAUUUCUGAAAAGACUGCAUACAUACAAAAAUAGAGAUUUAUAAACUUGGCAUACGUAUGUUUAUUGUUAUAAAUCACACCCGUCCUGAAACUGUGAGUGAAAGAGCAUCAGUACUCUUUCUGAAAAACGCCCAUCUACCUUUUAUGGUGACAAAAACGUCCUUAUUCGCUGUAUACUUUCGAAGUAUUUGAGCAGUUUUCUAAAGGAAAUAGCAAUAGCGAACUUGAUCAAAUGUCUUUGGAGGUGAUUGCAGAAUGUUACACUUUUGCAAUGACAUUUGCUGUAGGCCUAGGCGAUCUGAUAGACAAAAAGUUAAUGAAAGACAACAACUCUUGCAAAUUGCUGUUGAGCUGUGAGCAGACCGUUUUAAUUGAAUUGGGCCUAAUGUUUUGCAAUGACUUUUUCUCUGAACGAUGCUACACUGCCCUCGAAUUCUGAAACAUUCUCUACUUACAGUGGUCGACAUGCACACUACAAUGCACCUGUUCACCUGGUACAUUUGAAUUUAGUUAUACAUUCAAAUAGCUUAUCUAAUAGGCUUAAUUAAAUGAGAGAUGCGCAUGGUCAUUUUUUGUAGGCUAUGGUUACUUCAGAAAUAUGGACCAAUAAUGUCCAGAAAAGGUGAAGAAUUUAUUCUGCAAUAGUUAUGAAAAUAUGUAUUAUGUGUAUAAAUGCAAUAUUGUCUACUCAAGAAAUGUUAAAUUACAGUAUUCAGAUGUCGGCUACAGUAACCUGCAACCCAUCUGUUCCACCGUUAAUACUACUGCGCUCUGGAUCGGAUGGCAUAGAGCAAAAUACUUGAAAUAGCUUAUCUAUUUACUACUGUGAAGUGGGUCCAAUUAAAGCAGAUAUGAGAUGAAUGCUAUUCCUGUUGUUGCCCGAUAUAGGCUACCUCGUGAGUAUGACACCAUCACAGAAAAGGUGAGGAAUUGAUUAUGCAAUGAUCAUGGAAAUAAAUAAUAAAUAGUAGCCAGGGAUAUAGAUGAGUGUCUAAUUAUUUUAAAAUGCAAAGAUACACUAAAUAUAUUUUCUCUUUACUCACUAACGGAAAAUGAUUGCAUCUUGUCAUUAACCUGUUUAUUGUUAUGCAUAAGCGUGUCCAUAUCCUCCAUUUGCACAAAAUAUAAAUGUACUUGCCUGCUUGCAAUACAAUAUUUCAACCACUAGAAUCUGCAUAAGCAUUGUCUGAAGUCUGCGAGAAGGUGAGCACGUUUUUACAUCAAGUUCAGUUUUUAUAAAUGCCAAUUUUUGUGUGAAAAUUGGCACACACAUUUUUUGCAAUUUAUUUUGUACCUGCCAAAGGUUUAUAAAUGAGUUCCCUUGUAUCUUAAGACCUGUAUGCUGUGUGCCUUGGAGACACUAAUGCUGCUAUAUACUUUCUGUUAUAAUGAACUGUCUUGUUCUUUGUCUUAACCGUCCUAUUUCAAACACUCAGAAUGACUAACUACUGCAUUACUCAUGUGCUGUCAACAGGGGUGUAAUUGGAGGGGAACUAGAGUUCGCAAAGUAAAAUAAUUUUGACAUGUACAAAAUGUGUUUAAGUUAACUGCCCAGUGUUUCCAGAUAUCUGUGAAACAUGACCUAUAAUAACUUACAAUAUGAGCUAAAUAGUUUUACUUCUAUUCUUUUUAAUUAAGUGUUAAAAAGCUGUUUUUCUGUGUUGGAAUGUUAUGGGUGUACCCCAACAAAAGAAUGGUGUGGGCAUAUACCCGGUCAUUAAAAAUAUUAAUGCUAGUAGACCGCUGAUUGGCUAUCUCCUCCUCCUCAUAGAGAUGACAUAAUGUUCUAUGAGGAAAUGGCAAGCAUUUUUGUGUUUUAUUUUUUUCAAUUUAUGCUGGCAACAUAUGAGCAUAGGAAGAGUCAACAAUUUUGGGGGGAUAUAAGUUAACAGAAUAUAAACUUUUAAAAGUUCUAUUUUCACUGGGUCGUUACUUUACGGUAAAUUCUAGGAUCAGUAAGUUCCCAGAGUGACUUUUCUCCAAUUCCAUCUCUGGUUGUUGGUGAUAUUGUUAUUAUGUUAUGAUAUGAUUCUGACGUUGUGUAUGGGUUGUAUUUAAGCACAUAGAUGUGGAUCAGGGGUGCGUCUCUUGUCCUAAAGGUGAAAAAUAGAGUUAGAAGAUGAUUAUGGUUGUAUGGGAAUUUAGUGUCAGCUGUAAAUUACCAUGCCCUCCUCUUCUAAUGCCAUCUCUAUGAGGAACUAAUCAGACCUGGUUUCAAAUACUAUUUGAAGUCUUUUAAAUACUUUGAUUGUUUGCUCAGCUUGCCUGUAGUGCCAGAUGGGCAGGGUUUGCCGUUUUGGGACUAUUCUAAUGGCUCAUUAAGCCAGGCAAGGUCAGAUAAAGUAUUUGAACCCAGGUCUGGAACUAACUAUGCAAUACAUUUCACUGUCUCUGAACUUGAAAAUAUCAUUAGUAGAAAGACUAUAUCGAGCUCUAUCAGACAAGAUACUGUUAAUUCUACUGUGUUUCUACUCUCCAGUUCAGGCCACCUGUCUGUCUCUAGUACCCCUUUAAAGAAAAUAUCUCAGGACAAAUACAUUUAGUGGUUUUUAAUGUCUAUUUAAGAUAAGAAAUACAGGUAUGAAUUUUUGUUUGUUUUUAAUGUGAGACACUAACAAAAACACGCAUCUGGGUAGUAUUCAUUAGGCACCAAACAGAGGAAAAUUGAUUGCAUCGUGCAGGGACUAAAUUUGAUUUGAUUUGGACUUACUUUCUGUAGAAUCUUUUAAAAAUAACGUUUUCAAUUGUUACCCUAAUGAACACAACCCAGGACAAAGGUGUGAAAUGAGUAUAAUUCAUACAUUUAAGUGGUGCUUUUUAAAAGCAGUAGUUGAUGCAACCCAAUUAAACUUGUCGUUUCCGGUUUGGACAUAUUAUGUACAUAAUGUUUGUUAAUUAAAUAUUGGUGCACCUAAAACUUUGAAGGAAUGCAAAAGGGACUAAUUUGGUGGAAUGACCCACUUACUACAUAGCUGUAGACGAUCUGUACUUACCUGUAGCUUACUUGUACUUACUAAUGGUCAAGCACAGACAAACAUGCAACUUAUAACUUCUCUUUUCCCCUAUAUGCUGAACUGUGCAUCACCCCUGAGGUGGCACCCAGUCGCUUGUCCGGCCCGCUCCACACCUCCAGCCCCUGCCUCUAAUUCUCUGGCAUUUCCUCCAGAGGUAUUAGGUGUUCCUAGGUCGUACGUGUUUAGAGGCACAGAAUGAUCCCUGAGCAUAAAUGGGCACCAUUGACGGCAAGGCGAAAACACACUGGUUGCGUCUCAAAUGGCAUCCUAUUCCCUACAUAGUGCACUACUUUUAACCAGGGUCUAAAGUAGUGCAGUAGGGAAUAAAGUGCCAUUUGAGACGCAGAACUGCCCCAACCAUGGGCACUGGGACUGUGGGCCUGUUUGUGUGCCACUCAGUUUGACUUGGUGUGCUGUUAAUAACAGGUCUGUGUUGCUGAGGUUAUUACUUUUCUCUUAAGCGCUCCUUUAUACUGUUUAUUAUGGUUUCUCUGUGUACAGCACGGUGACACAUUGUGAACAUUACAUCAGCAUACUGUGUUUUGUCUUCUCAUUCUAGCUUGGAUCUUCUGCCAUUUCUAGACAGAUGCCAGACACAGGGAAAUGGGUCAUUUAUGGUUAUUUAUGGUUCAUCACAUUGAGGACUGCAUGUCAGAAUGUUGUUGUUUUGCCACUUCACUUAAAUUGAAGUUUUGGUCAGUCCUUGCAGACUACUACAUCAUCCACAAAUAAACAUGUUAUUUAUUUGUAUGUAUUUGAACAUUGUGGUUGCAAUAAUGAUGAAUGAAAUCAAAUAAAUCUUAUUAAUGAA
This is a messenger RNA of Oncorhynchus nerka (sockeye salmon), 8893 nucleotides long. Its product is annotated as protein ITPRID2-like. NCBI's taxonomy places the organism in Eukaryota, Metazoa, Chordata, Actinopteri, Salmoniformes, Salmonidae. The record is from RefSeq and is a predicted model, not a curated record. Gene Ontology annotation, molecular function: signaling receptor binding.